AUGACGGAGACUGAGAGCGCCCCAGCCGCCGCUCCUCCAGCGGAGGCCGCCGCCAAGAAGAAGCCGGCUAAGAAGAAGGCGUCCGGUCCCGCCGUGUCCGAGCUCCUCGUCCAAGCCGUGUCCGCUUCCAAGGAGCGCAGCGGGGUGUCCCUGGCCGCCCUCAAGAAGGUCCUGUCCGCCGGAGGAUACGAUGUGGACAAGAACAAGAGCCGCCUGAAGAUCGCCCUCAAGGCGCUGGUGACUAAGGGGAGCCUCGUCCAGGUCAAAGGCCAUGGGGCCUCCGGAUCGUUCAAGAUCAACAAGAAGCAGCCCGACGGCGCCAAGGCGAAGCCCAAGAAACCGGCAACUAAGAAGGCCGCCAAGUCCCCUAAGAAGAAGAAACCGGCCGCCAAGUCCCCCAAGAAGAAGGCGGCCAGCAAAGCCCCCACCGCAGCCAAGAGCCCCAAGAAGAAGCCGGCCGCCAAGAGACCAGCAAAGGCUGCAGCUGCAGCCAAGAAGGUGACCAAGAGCCCCAAGAAGAGCAAAGCUGCAGCCAAGCCGAAAAAAGGCGCCAAGAGUCCCGCUAAGGCCAAGCCGGCAGCUAAGAAGGCGGCUAAAGCCCAAGAAGGCCGCUCCGAAGAAGAAAUAAUGGGCGGCGACCUCCUUCAUCUCCACCCCCCAAAGGCUCUUCUCAGAGCCCCCCACCUCCCCCCAACAGAGCUCUCCAUACACACAUACACCGACCACGAGCCGCAUUCUCCCUCCUCCAGUCUCCAUCCUCCUCACAUUGUACACUUGUACCUUAUAGUUCAUCCAAUGAUUCCUCCGAUCCUACAAAUGAUUACUGGUUGGCCAAAGGAGAGAUCCCUCCCGAUACAUGUCACAGGCCCGAAUUAUAUUUUCUAUAGAAAACCGGCCGGGGCGGCACACGGAGAGCAGAAGGAAGAAUCCUCCCGGGUGUGUCCGUGUGUGCCGCCCCGGCAGAGAGAUGUGAUCUGUGAUGACGCCGAUGUAGUAUCGGAGGCGGUAAUAGAGGACAUGACUGACCCCCCAGUGACAUCUCCGUGUGGAAGGGGCCCAUUCGGAUGGAUCUCAUUGUAUGUCUCACAUUCCAGGACUAGUUAUGAGAGUAUUAAAAAUGAAUAA
This is a messenger RNA of Staurois parvus, 1125 nucleotides long. Lineage: Eukaryota; Metazoa; Chordata; Amphibia; Anura; Ranidae. The record is from the annotation of a GenBank genome assembly.